Molecule: messenger RNA, 3876 nt
Organism: Brienomyrus brachyistius
Lineage: Eukaryota; Metazoa; Chordata; Actinopteri; Osteoglossiformes; Mormyridae
Exons: 7
Coding region: 125-1021 (298 amino acids)
Source: RefSeq, a predicted model, not a curated record
GCCCUCAUUUUGUGAUUGGACGGCUCGUAGGGAAAGGUUAAUCUGUAACAUGAAAUAGUCAGAACCGGAGGGGUCUCUGAAUCAUCCGGAGUGGGCAGCUUUAGGAGCGUCUGUGUCUGAGGUCAUGCAGUCUGUAAGGAAUCUGUGCCGUGGUCCCUGGUCCUCCCCUGCUCGGCUUGAUGGCAAAACCGUAAUUAUAACAGGGGCCAAUACUGGCAUUGGGAAGGAAACUGCGAGGGACCUCGCAAAGAGAGGUGCUCGUAUCAUCAUGGCCUGUCGAGACAUGGAGAAAGGAGGGGAAGCUAUGGAUGAGAUUAUGCAAGACUCCGGAUCUAAAGAUAUUGUUCUUCGCAAAUUGGAUCUGUCUGACACCAAGUCUAUCAGGGAAUUUGCAGAAUUAAUUAAUAAAGAAGAGAAACGGGUCGACAUUCUUAUCAACAAUGCUGGAAUUAUGAUGUGUCCGUAUUCCAAGACUGUAGAUGGUUUUGAGAUGCAGUUUGGUGUUAACCACUUGGGUCACUUCCUGCUUACCCACCUUCUGAUCGAUCUGAUAAAAAAGUCCGCUCCAGCCAGAAUCAUCAAUGUCUCAUCGAUGGCUCACACGUGGGGCCCCAUCAGACUGGAUGACAUCAACCAUGAGAAGAGCUAUAACUCCAAAGAGGCGUACGGACAGAGCAAGCUGGCCAACAUCCUCUGUACUCGCCUUCUGGCCAAGAAAUUAGAAGGCACUGGUGUGACUACAUAUGCCCUACAUCCUGGAGUGGUGCAGUCGGAACUGUGGAGGCACCUCAGUUCUCCCCUACAGCUGGGCGUGAAGAUGACCAAGCUCCUCAUGAAGACAUCUGUGCAGGGUGCCCAGACCUCCAUUUACUGUGCUGUUGCCCCAGAACUAGAGGAAAAAACUGGAGGAUACUACAGUGACUGUGCCCCAGCAAGAUGCUCGCAUGCUGCCAGAGAUGAUGAAAUGGCGCAGAAGCUCUGGGAACUUAGCUGCCAAAUGCUUGGAAUAACGUGGAACUGAGUGAUGGUGACCGUUUCUCUCUACCCUGUUUUUCUAUUUGUGACCCAGCUGACAGGUAAAAACUACUAGCUGAAAAAAAAUUAAUAGUUGAAUUCCUUAACGGUAAUCCCUUAUUAAACUAGUUAUAAAAAUCUGAGUAUAUGUGCCAUUACGUUGAAGAUACCUUUGCAGAAUGCGGUUUUCCAUAAAAGUUUGGUGUAAAGUGCUCUGGAAGACGUGCUUGCUGUUUGGCCUCUUCAUAAGAGGAAACCAAUUAAAAUAACAUGCUGGAAAUUUUUAAGUUGAUUCUACAAUUACAUACAUAAUUGGCCCAUUUUAAGAUUGAUUUGACAGGCUGCAUCAGCUCUGCAACUAGUGUUUAGCUCUUCAAUGAAUCUAAAAUCAUAACAUCUUAAAAUUACUUAGCAAGAACUCAGUUGUAAUUAUUUGAUGUUAAAAACUCCAUGGUGAAUGUGAAACGGUGCCUCCAUUCAAUGUGAACUUUCCUGUAUUUGAAGGGCAGUUGAGAAAUAAAUAUCAAUAUGUGUGGGAUGACAGGACUGGGAAACAAACAGAAACUCUUAACAUUUCCCAAGUGUAUCUUCUAAAGGUUAACUGUGCGCUCAGUGCUUCGUCCUAAUUAGUCAUUCAGCCAUGUUUGUUGAUCUGCAUGUCACUAAACAGGCCCCAUUGUAGCGGUCACGCUCUACAUCGUCCAUUGCCAUUCUGAGUGGGAAAAACCUUUUUUUCUUUCUUUCUUUCUUUUGUGCUCAUGUCCUCAUCAGUCAGUGCAGUGUGCAUGUUUUAUUAUUAUUAUUAUUAUUAUUAUUAUUAUUUUUAUAUAAGAUGCACCACAUUUUGAAGAGCGAAUUUCCAAAAAACAGUCCAUGCAUGCCUGUACCUACCACUGAGGACACCGAGGUCAAGUCCUCAGUAUUUUUUAAGCAGCUCCAAUAACCAUGAUUCAUUACAGGGCACACCUAGGAAGGGCCAACAAUUUUGACCUCAGUGUUCUAAAAAUCCACCAGAUACAUUAUUCAGAAAAUUUCUGUGGACUUGGUGAGUUUUGGAUUUUUUUUUUUUUUUUUUUAUAAAUUCCAGCCUGGCUCUUCCCUGCUUCUCAGUAAUGAAGGGCUUCUUAGUUGCUUUAUGUGACAUCAGCUCUGCGACUAGAAGCCUGAUACAAACUGUUCUAGCAGUGCACUUCACACCUGCACUUAAUGUUUCCCAUUCGGUAUGAACGCCACUUGAUGUCAUCCCCCGAUUCAUGAGGCACUGCUGGAUAAGUUGACUGUCAUGUCUGGCAUUAGAAAGUUGCUUCUGCCCUUUACCUGGCUGGUUUUUGAUCGUUCCCAGUGUCUCCUGCUUCACAUUGUUCUUGUGUGCUGCUGUCUUAGAAAUUUUGAAUCUGGAAGCAACCUGCCGCUCAGUGUAGCCUUCCAGCAGAACCAGGAUUUAACAAUAAAUAUUCUAAAAAAACUGCCUACAUGCUGCAUGAAAUUAGCUUUUGUCCAUCUGGACAUUGAGUUAAAUAUUUUUGUAUAAUUUUAAAUAUAUUUAAAAUAUUAAUAUACCAAACUUUUACGGAAAGUCGCAUUCUGCAGAUAUUGCUGUAGAAUUUUACAUGUUCAUCCCUAUAUAUUUUUAAAACUAGCACAUUUGGGUACCUCAGGUAACUGAUAGUUUAUGACUGAUUAGGAUUUUUUCCUAAUGGAAAAAAUCCAUUUAUAAAUAAAGCAGAAAAGCUUUUCUGUGUACAUUACCUUGACAUUGGAUUAUUUUAGUAUAUUGCUGUCUGUGUCUUCCUCUAGCUGCCUGUCAAAGGUACACAUCUUGCACUAGGAUAUCUUAAGUAUUACAAUUUUUUCGCAGAUGCUUAGAUGUGCUAAUUAUACUGCCAAUGAAUUAGGCAAUUCUAAACGCGACACAAGCAGAAUCGCAAAUAUUUUUGCACAACAAUCAAUGAUUUCCUCAUUGGGUGUACAGUGUCAAUCAAAAGUUUGGACACACCUGCUGUUACUGGAUUUGUCUCUAUAUUAGCUAUGUUACUUGCCUUACAGUGAAUGGCCUCGAGGUAAUGACCAAAUACAUACAUUGUAAGGACUAGAAGUGGGCAACAUCUCAAACUUUAAACUCUUCAGAAGAGCUUGCUUUUGCUUCAGUGACAGCAUUGCUGACACUUGGCAUUCUUUUAAACAGCUUCUAGAUGUAGCCACCUAGAACGCUUCUUCAGUGUUGCUGAAGGAGGUUCCUCAAAUGCUGGGCACAAAUUGGCAACCUUGCUCUUACUGUUUGAUCCAACUCAUCUCAAACCAGCUCUAUAGGGUUUAGGUGGGGAGAUUCUGGUGGCCAGAUCAUCUGCGGCAGCACUCCAUCGACAUAACCUCAAGGCGCAUUUAGGCUCCUUAUCUUCUUGAAAAUCAAAUGAUUUUCAGUAGGUGUAUGCAGAACUUUGACUGUUCCUGCACAUCAAUCUCCAAUGCUACAGACCUUUUUCAAAACAUUAGACGUGCUAACACGAAAAUCAAAUGGAAGUGUCACAUCAAGUGAAUCACUAUAAAAUGUCGUCAGCAGGUCAUGUCUCAAAUUGGCAUAGCUUUGCAAUGAAUUAACUACUCGGUGCAAAUUUGACACUUAAGCAAUCAGCACACACCAAGUCACUUAACAUAUGGUAGGCAAGGACAGGGAAGAAGACGACAUAGUCUAAGGAGAAGACCAAGAAGAAAGGAAGGAAAUGAAACAAAGUACAACAGUCAUUAUAUUGGGGUUAUUGUUCAUAAUUUCUUGGUUUCUUAAAAUGAGUAACUGUCUUACAGUAUUCGAUUUGUACUGCAUUGCCUUCAUUAAAAUUAUUACAGUAAAGAUGUGUGUUUGCA